This is a messenger RNA of Anopheles marshallii, 609 nucleotides long. RefSeq names its product zinc finger CCCH domain-containing protein 15. Lineage: Eukaryota; Metazoa; Arthropoda; Insecta; Diptera; Culicidae. The transcript has 2 exons. The coding region runs from base 1 to 609 and encodes 202 amino acids. Gene Ontology annotation, molecular function: metal ion binding. The record is from RefSeq and is a predicted model, not a curated record.
AUGUUUUCACUAGUAGCAGAUUAUGGCGAUAGUGAAGAAUCGUCCUCAUCCGAUUCAUCGGAUGAUAGUACCGGGGGACAGCGAUCACAAAAUCAGCCACCGGCUGAACCCACUAUCAAACAACAAACCAGUACUCUAACGGAUGACCAAUCGGUGCCGCUGCCCAGCGCCCGUUCUAUGCUACAGUCCGGUACCAGUCGCGUCAUAAAGGGUAGCGUUUUUAGCAAUCCCUUCCGUGAGGCGGAAGAAGCCAAGUUGGCCAGUCUGGAGAAGCACGUAAAGAUGGUCGAUCCGGAAGCAAACACGGCGGAACAGAAGCGUAAAGUGUGCUGGAGUUAUAAGAAGGGUCGGUGCAGGUUCGGUAGUAAAUGCAACUUUGCACACGAUUCCGAUUUGAUACUGCGCAAAGAGCUGCCAACAGAAGCUGGCAGUGAAAACGACGAACAGGAUGCAGGAACAGGCACCGUUGACGAGUCGGCAGCCACGGUAAUGGUGAAGAAACCGUUUCCACCGGAUAGGAAGAAACGUCCCGGUUUAAGCCGAGAUUUGGUACCACCGAAAAAGGUACUUAAGAUGUAUCACAAGGAAAAAUACGGGAUGCUAAAAUAG